This is a messenger RNA of Drosophila willistoni, 1273 nucleotides long. Its product is annotated as ribosome biogenesis protein BRX1 homolog. Gene Ontology annotation, biological process: ribosomal large subunit assembly; rRNA processing. NCBI's taxonomy places the organism in Eukaryota, Metazoa, Arthropoda, Insecta, Diptera, Drosophilidae. Gene Ontology annotation, cellular component: nucleolus. The coding region runs from base 99 to 1160 and encodes 353 amino acids. The record is from RefSeq and is a predicted model, not a curated record. Gene Ontology annotation, molecular function: rRNA binding. The transcript is spliced from 2 exons.
ACCACCCUGAAGUAGGGCUGCAUCUGUGCCAUCAAGAUUUCAUCAGCACGUUGUUGGUCAUUCUCUGUUUUAACUCUUGUAUAGCUGAAUUUACUAAAAUGGGCUACAAACUUCAGAAAAAAACAAAGCAAGCGCAGAGGCUAGAGAUUGCCCCACUACACGAAAAUCCUCCACUCCCAUCGAUAAGGAUUGAGGAUCCAUUACCGAAAAAGGAAAAGUGGAUUAACAAACAGCGUGUACUUGUUUUCGGCGCUCGUGGAAUUAGCCACAGGGACCGGCACUUGAUGCGAGAUAUCAAGACACUGAUGCCGCAUCAUCGAGGAGAAUCAAAAAUGGAACGCACCAAAUCCCUUUCGGUGGUGAAUGAAAUGUGUGAAAUGAAACACUGCACCAAGGCAAUUUUGUUUGAGGGGCGCCGUAAGCGUGAUCUGUACAUGUGGUUAUCUAAUGCCACUGGAGCUGCUGGUCCAUCAGCCAAAUUCCUUAUUGAGAAUAUACACACCAUGGCAGAGCUUAAAAUGACGGGAAACUGUUUAAGAGGCUCUCGACCCUUACUAUCUUUUGACUCUAAGUUCGAUGAGCUACCACAUCUCCAAUUAUUGAAGGAGCUCUUUGUACAGAUAUUUUCAGUACCAAAUCAACAUCCAAAAAGUCAGCCGUUUGUAGACCAUGUGUAUACUUUUACCUAUUUGGACAAUCGCAUUUGGUUUCGAAAUUUUCAAAUUCUAUCUGAGGAUGGCGGUUUGUCUGAAGUAGGCCCUCGUUUUGUCAUGAAUCCCGUAAAGGUAUUUGAAGGCUCAUUUACUGGGCAAGCCAUCUGGGAAAAUGCAGAUUAUGUGAGCCCAUCAAAGCAGCGCCAAACACUGAAAAAGGCCGCAAAAGAUAAAUAUGUAAAUCGUGUUGAGCAGAAAGUUCAUCAAGAAGCAUCGCGGCCAAUAAUGGCCUAUGAGGGCGCCGAAAAUGAAGAACUGUUUGAUGAUAAAGAUUCUAUUGAGACGGCUAGGUUGCUGACAGCAAAGGCUAAUAAAAAGACAGAGUAUAAGAAAACCCCAAAGCCGUUAAUAACUCAAAAGAUUAAGGAAAAACAGUUCAAGGUAAUUAAAAAGAUGAUCAAGCAAAAGAAAGAUAGGCAAAAUAAGCGCAUUUUAAAAAAGGUUUAAAUAUAUAUUAAAAAAUAUUACAUUCAAUAAAUACAUACAUAUAAAAAAAUAAAAUCAAUUUUUGUAUAAAUAUUUCAUUACAAAAUUAAAAGAAGUUUAUUUAGAAAACUCUA